Molecule: messenger RNA, 3318 nt
Organism: Nicotiana tabacum (common tobacco)
Lineage: Eukaryota; Viridiplantae; Streptophyta; Magnoliopsida; Solanales; Solanaceae
Cellular component (GO): mitochondrial outer membrane
Molecular function (GO): ATP hydrolysis activity; ATP binding
Source: RefSeq, a predicted model, not a curated record
AGAAGAAACAAAUUAAAGAGAGAGAAAAAGAGCGCGCAGUCGCAGUGGGAUCGAUCAAUUGAUCAAGUUGUUAAUUGUUUUUCAUUACCUGUCAUUAUUAUUAAGGCAGAAUCCACCAACGUCUCCUUCCUUUCCAAUAUACGACCCAUUUCCAAUUUUCUCUCUCUCCAUCAUUUUCUCCAUUCCCGUACAUUAUUAUUUCACAUUUUCCCCAUUAUUGCUUAUUUGAUAUUGACAUUUAUAUAAAAGAAAUAUACGUUCAACUUGUUUCAACAUUUUGGAAGUAUUAUUUAUUCAUAGAGCAGAGGAUCACAAAAACAGAUCUAUCUUUGGCUUGAAUAUGGAACAGAAGCACGUAUUGUUAUCGGCAUUGAGUGUAGGGGUUGGAGUAGGGCUUGGAUUGGCGUCAGGACAGGCUGUUAAUAAAUGGACCGGUGGUAAUUCGGCGGCGGAAGGGAUAACGGCCGACCAAAUCGAGCAGGAACUUCGACGCCUCUUCGUUGACGGCAAGCAUACCAAAGUCUCCUUUGCUGACUUCCCUUAUUUUCUCAGUGAACGGACGCGCGUGUUAUUAACAAGUGCAGCAUACGUUCAUCUGAAUCACUUAGAUGUGUCUAAACAUACAAGAAAUCUUUCUCCUGCAAGCAGGGCCAUACUGCUUUCAGGGCCUGCUGAACUUUACCAGCAAACUCUAGCGAAGGCUUUGGCGCAUCAUUUUGAUGCUAAGCUGCUGCUUUUGGAUCUAACUGACUUCACUCUAAAGAUGCAGAGCAAGUAUGGAAUCUUCAAGAAAGAAUCGGCUUUCAAGAGGUCAACCUCAGAGUCUAUGUUGGGACGUUGGUCCAGUUUGAUUGGUUCAUUCUCAAUUCUUCCAGCAAGAGAGAAUAAUGGAGGUACCUUUUCAAGGCAAACCACUGCGUUUGAUGCCAAAUCAAGGAAUAGGGAAGGUGCAAGCAACUCUCUAAAGCAUCGCAGGACAGCCUCUGUUUCUUCUGAUAUAAGUAGCAUCAGCUCUGACUCCUGUUCUUCAAAUCCAGCUCCAACCAAGCGGGUGAACAGCUGGUCAAUAGAUGAAAAGGCUUUAUUACAGUCACUUUACAAGGUUUUAGUGUCGGUCUCUGAAAACAGCCGUGUUAUUCUCUACAUCAGGGAUGUUGACAGACAUCUUCAACCUCCCAGAGUUUAUAAACUCUUUGAUCGAAUGCUGAAGAAGCUGUCGGGAUCGGUGUUGGUUCUAGGCUCCAGGAUGUUUGAGCAUGAAGAUGAUUGUGAGGAAGUAGAUGAGAAACUCGGUCUUCUAUUUCCUUACAGUAUUGAAAUCAGGCCCCCUGAAGAUGAGACACAUCUUACAGACUGGAAAACACAACUGGAAGAGGACAUGAAGAUGAUUCAGUUUCAGGACAACAAGAAUCACAUUGCAGAGGUGCUUGCAGCAAAUGACCUCGAAUGUGAUGAUCUAGGAUCAAUCUGUCGAGCUGACACAGUGGUGCUGAGUAAUUACAUAGAGGAAAUUGUUAUCUCUGCUAUAUCAUAUCAUUUGAUGAACAGCAAGGAUCCAGAAUAUCGAAAUGGGAAGCUCCUCAUAUCAUCCAACAGUUUGUCCCAUGGAUUAAGUGUCUUCCAGGACGGAAAGAGUGGUUGCAGAGACUCCCUCAAAAUGGAGGCAAAUGCUGAAACGUCCAAGGAUACUGGGUUAAAGCCUGAAACAAAGUCUGAGAACCCAACAUCUGAGAGUAAGGGCGAGGCUGAAAAAUCAGUUCCUUCAGCAAAAAAGGAUGGAGAGAUUAAGGCCCCGGAAGUUCUUCCUGACAAUGAAUUUGAGAAGCGGAUAAGACCAGAGGUUAUACCUUCAAAUGAAAUUGGAGUGACAUUUGCAGAUAUUGGUGCUCUAGAUGAAACAAAAGAAUCACUUCAGGAGCUGGUCAUGCUUCCUCUUAGAAGACCUGACCUCUUCAACGGUGGACUGCUGAAGCCUUGCAGAGGUAUACUACUCUUUGGUCCACCUGGCACUGGGAAAACGAUGCUGGCCAAAGCAAUAGCCAACGAAGCUGGAGCGAGCUUUAUAAAUGUCUCAAUGUCAACCAUUACUUCAAAAUGGUUUGGGGAAGAUGAAAAGAAUGUCAGAGCUCUUUUCACACUUGCAGCGAAGGUUUCUCCUACGAUCAUUUUUGUGGAUGAGGUUGAUAGCAUGCUCGGGCAGCGGACAAGAGUUGGAGAGCACGAGGCUAUGCGAAAAAUUAAGAAUGAGUUUAUGACUCACUGGGACGGUUUAUUGACUAAACCAGGUGAGCGUAUUCUUGUUCUUGCUGCAACCAACAGACCUUUCGACCUCGAUGAAGCAAUAAUCAGGCGGUUUGAGCGCAGAAUUAUGGUCGGUUUACCUGCAGCUGAGAAUAGAGAGAAGAUUUUGAAAACUCUUCUAGCAAAGGAGAAGGUAGAAGAUCUUGAUUUUAAAGAGCUCGCAGCCAUGACCGAAGGAUAUAGUGGAAGUGAUCUUAAGAACUUGUGCACAACAGCAGCUUAUCGGCCUGUCAGAGAGCUAAUACAACAAGAGAGAAAGAAAGAUAUGAAAAAGAAGCAGAGAGCUGACGAAGGGCAGAGUACAGAAGAUCACUCAGAUGAGAAAGAAGAAGCCACAGAAGAAAGAGUAAUUGCUUUGAGGCCUCUAAACAUGGAAGACAUGAAACAGGCAAAGAAUCAGGUUGCUGCUAGCUUUGCUUCUGAGGGAUCCGUAAUGAGUGAGCUGAAGCAGUGGAAUGACCUUUAUGGAGAAGGAGGUUCUAGAAAGAAGCAGCAGUUAUCUUAUUUCCUUUAGGUCGUCAAAUAUAUGCAUCAAGAAAUGAUUGUCAGCAUUAUUUUUCGUGAAAGGGGUGAUAACUGUGAUUGCUACAACCUUCAGAAUCAAAAUCGCAUUCUCCUGAAUCUAAGGAAGAGAUACUCGAACCCUGUGCCAAACUGGUCUCCACUUCUGAGAGUGUGACAUGAAUAUGCAUGAAAUGUGCUUGUCAAAUGCUUGCUUGUGUUUGUAUGUGGAUGGUUGCAGAAGGAAGGAGAAUUCAGUCUGUUUCUGCUCAGAGCUACGGUUAGCCCAUAGCAGUCUUGUAGGAUAUCAAAGAUGAUCUCUGCGUGGCAACUGGAAUGGCACAUGGACUCGGAAAUCUCACAGCAAGUUAUGAUUUUGUUCAUCUAUAGUUAUUCCAUGUAAUAGUGUAUUGUAAAUUAGUCUUGUUUACAGUUAAUGCUAUAGUGUAAUUUAUCAACUUCUGUUCAAAGAGUUUCCUCGGACUAAUAUAUUCUUCAUUUGGACACUUUACAGCA